Ricinus communis (castor bean) is the source of this 1133-nucleotide messenger RNA. RefSeq names its product phosphomannomutase. Gene Ontology annotation, cellular component: cytosol. Gene Ontology annotation, biological process: mannose metabolic process; GDP-mannose biosynthetic process; protein N-linked glycosylation. Lineage: Eukaryota; Viridiplantae; Streptophyta; Magnoliopsida; Malpighiales; Euphorbiaceae. The record is from RefSeq and is a predicted model, not a curated record. Gene Ontology annotation, molecular function: phosphomannomutase activity. Bases 224 to 970 code for a protein of 248 amino acids. The transcript has 12 exons.
GAGAGUUGGUACAGCUAGGAACAUUAGAAAAUAUACAUAUUCUUUUCGUGCAGAUCCAAAAUUUCCUUUUUCAUGCUCAAGCUACCCCUCAACAAUAGCUUAAAUACCCAGAAACUCCCUUACUUGCUUCCGCCAUUUUAGAUCUGUUUUCAAAAUCCGUGUCCAAACUUCUGACUCCACUCUUGCUGCUAAGAACAGGGAAGUAAAUUCAGUCACUAAAUCAAUGGCUGUGAGAAAACCUGGUUUAAUUGCUUUGUUUGAUGUUGAUGGGACUCUCACAGCUCCAAGAAAGGUAGCCACCUCGAAGAUGAUAGAGUUCAUGCAGGAACUUCGGAAGGUUGUUACUGUUGGAGUUGUGGGUGGAUCUGACCUCUCUAAGAUAUCAGAGCAACUUGGCAACACAGUUACUAAUGAUUAUGAUUAUGUAUUCUCCGAGAAUGGGCUUGUGGCUCACAAAGACGGGAAACUUAUUGGCACCCAGAGCUUGAAGACAUUUCUUGGAGAUGAAAAGCUCAAGGAAUUUAUAAAUUUUACACUGCAUUAUAUUGCUGACUUGGAUAUUCCAAUAAAACGAGGAACAUUUAUAGAAUUUCGGAGUGGAAUGAUAAAUGUAUCACCAAUUGGGCGGAAUUGCAGCCAAGAAGAAAGGGAUGAUUUUGAAAAGUAUGACAAGGUCCACAACAUACGCCCGAAAAUGGUGUCUGUGCUACGGGAGAAAUUCGCUCACCUUAACCUGACAUUUUCAAUAGGCGGGCAGAUAAGCUUUGAUGUUUUUCCUGAAGGAUGGGAUAAAACAUACUGCUUGAGAUACCUUGAAGAGUUCAAUGAAAUUCACUUUUUUGGUGACAAAACUUACAAGGGAGGAAAUGAUCAUGAAAUUUAUGAAUCAGAGCGAACAGUGGGUCACACAGUUACCAGUCCUGAUGAUACAAUGGAGCAGUGUAAAGCUCUCUUCCUCGCAAACCACUGAGCCUGUGUCUAUUUUUUGUUUUCAGCUGUAUUCCAUUUGUAUUUUACACAUUAAGAAUAAGGUCCAAGUAGAAUUCCUUCUGUAAUUUGUAUUGUAUGAACAGGGAGAACUCGAUUGUAAUUUUUGAACCCUGCUUAUAAGAAAUACCCACGUAAUUUGACAA